AUGGCUUCUAAUCCAGUGUUCCAUGCCCGCACUAAACAUAUUGAACUUGAUUACCACUUUGUUCAUGAGAAAGUCGCACUUGGGAGCCAUCGUGUUUGCUUUAUCCCUUCAAUAGAUCAGCCUGCAGAUCUUCUCACCAAGCCUCUUCACAAGCAUCGUCAUGUUCUUCUUACUCGUAAACUUGUUCAUGCAGGCCCGCCAAGUUUGAGGGAGGGUGUUAGAGAGAUUUCCUCUUCUCAAUCAAAACUGAUUGUGUAA
Molecule: messenger RNA, 258 nt
Organism: Prunus armeniaca (apricot)
Lineage: Eukaryota; Viridiplantae; Streptophyta; Magnoliopsida; Rosales; Rosaceae
Source: the annotation of a GenBank genome assembly